AUGACGUUAAGAGUUGAUACGAAAACUUGGACGAGAGAUAGCCAUGAUCUGUUUGAUUAUGAAGCGCAGCAAGUUAAUAAAAAAAGUUUUUUAAUUUCAACUCCAAUUAAACUUUUUCGUUCGAAGGCGCAAGUAUCAUGUGUGGCUGAUAAUCCCCACUCCUUACCCAACACUGCGCAGGAUUACCUGCUGUCGGUGCGGCCAGAGGAAGGUACGGAUAAAUACGUAAUUACGCCCGCAGAGCACUCACUAAAUACCCAAUACAAUGUGAAGAAACUGUGGAUCAUCGUGAAAGACUUACCUGAAAAAUCAUACGCACUACACGAAAAUGACAUUAUAAAAUUAGGAAGAUUCAGAUUGAAAGUGAGGCAAUUUAUUGAUUCCGUGGAUACAUUAAAUCAGUUAAAGUUAGACGACUGCCCCUCGAAGAAAUGCGAAGCAGUUUUAGAUUCGUCAAAUAUCCAAUGUAGAAUUUGUUUGAUAGAAGGAAACCAAGAAAAUGACCCUCUGAUAUGCCCAUGUGAUUGCAAAGGGUCCAUAAAGUAUGCCCAUCUCAUGUGUUUAAGAAAAUGGAUAAACGGCAGAUUAAAUCUCAACGAUCAAUUAUUUUCCGGUUCAGUUUUCAUCAAAGAUAUAUGUUGUGAAUUGUGUAAAACGAAAUAUCCAAAAAGUAUAAAACAAAAUGAUGAACUAGUACAGCUAGUGAAGAUUCCCAAUUUGAAGACGCCACUAAUUGUGCUCGACAAUAUAAUAGGACAAACAAGCAAAGGAGUACAUCUAAUCAGUUUUGCCGAUAAAAAAUAUCUCAAGUUAGGAAGGGGACAUGAAUCAGAUGUAAGAAUCCCAGAUGUUUCUAUUUCAAGAUACCAUGCUACUAUUAAAUAUGAAAGGGGAUUAUUCAAAUUAGAAGACCACAACUCUAAAUUUGGCACACUAGUUGCAUUAAGAAAAGCGAGAGAAAUAUGUCCCAAAGAUACCAUGUCACUACAAGUAGGUCGAAGCGUUGUCAAUUUUCGAGUGGAUGAAGAAACUCCCUUCAAAAGUGGAACCAUAGAUAUUAUUGAAAAUAAGGAAGUAAUAGAGACUAACGAAUUACCUCCAGCAAAUGAUAAGAAUAAUGCCAACACACCACAAAUCAGUAACCCUAAUUUGGAGGACACUAACAGAAAUAACAUGGAGACAAACCAUUAUGUAGACCUCACCAACUCUACCAACUCCAUACAAAAUUCCUAUUCCUCGUACCGUGUGGACAACUUGAUGUCCCUACUCAAUUAUCAAAAUGAGUACAGAAUUUUCGGCAUCAGAAAUUGCUACAAUUUGAUUGACAACAGGAACGGGAAUCAGCCAAAUGUUUCUCAAAUGGACUGCGUGGGGGGGAAUAAUAUCAAUAUAGGGGACGGUAAUCUUCAUGGAGGAGAAAGCAAUAAUAAUGGGGGGAUGAUUAGUGAGCAGAUGGGUAUGCAGAUGGGCAUGCAAAUGGGUAUGCAAAUGGGUGUACAAAUGGAUUUACAAAUGGAUGUUCACAUGGGCGGCCUCCAACUUGGAUCCGAUAUGGGGGCACAAAAUAACGACCCAGGUAACCCUGGCAAUGAUGAAGAGAGGUCCUGCAACGUAGGACAUACCAUCCAGUGUGACGGGGAUGGCGACGAAAACGACGCCAGUAAUGAUAGCCACAAUGACGCUAACCAUAACAACAAUGAUGAGGAGGACAAUGACGAAGACAACGAUAACGGUGACAAUAGUAACGAUGAAGAGGGUGAUGAUAUGAGCGUACAUGAUGAGGAGGACGACGAUGACGAUGAUGAAAACGGAAGCGGCAUGAAUAAUACUGGAAGCAGCGGGGGAAAUAGUGGUGGCACCAGCGGAGGAGGGUCCACUGGUGGAAACAGCAACGGAAAUGAAGGAAGCGGAAAAGAACAUGGAAAAAAAAACAGUAAUCAGAGUAGCAACAAUAGCAUCAAUGAUAACAAUGAUUCCAACCAAGACCAAAGUAGUAACUACCAUGGGAGUACCGCCAACCUAAGCGGAAUUAAUACCCGCUCGUGUAACACCAAAAAGUGCAGUAAUAGCAGUUAUAAUAAAAUUGUACAAAAUGAUAAAAGUGUCAGCAACAUGUGUCAAGACGGAGGCAGAUCGACGAGAAAUGAAAUCGGCACAUAUUGCGUCAACAUGGCUGUGCAGAAAGCCUCCAGAAAUAGAAGCUCUAAGAAUUUGUACAACAAUUGCAAAAGUGCCGUAUCACUUGUGAUGAGUAAAUACGACAACGUAAGUUUCAUUCAUAAUGUUAGCAACAAUAAUGGAAAUCACCAUAGCGACAGUUACCCGAUCAGAAGCAACAGGAGGGAAUACACAAAAGUCAGUAUCGAAGAUAAUUACUUCUGUGGCAACGAAUCCAAGACCCCCCGACAGGUGGGCUACUGCCUAAACAGCGAAACUGUUAUUGAUAUGCUCACAUCGAAUUGCAGCACAAGUUUGAAAAAAAUUCAAGACGCAGUAAUGAACAGCAGCUACCACAAUAAGGAUCCUAACGAAUGUCCCUUUAUCCAGUCGGUCUACCACAUCAACGGUAAUAAUGAUCAAAAUAUUGUCAACGUUAUGUAUAGCGGUGCCAACGAAACAAUAAACAAUAGUGGCGCAUAUGUAAACGAAACUCCAUUAAAAGGUAAAAAAUUUCUUAACGGUGUAUCCAUCCAAAGUCAUGACAAAGCAGCAGGCAAUAGUAGUCAUAAUAGUAAUAAUAGUAGUAGUGGUGCGUACCCGUCUCAUAAUUUUUUAAACGAAAUAAACCAACCAAAUAAUGGUCCUAGUUAUAAUUCCCUUAUGACCUUUUUUCCUACCUUUAUUAAUUUGAACCAUUGCUCUAUAAAUUUUAAAAAUGGCAUGUUACCUAAAUUUGUUGGGAGCACUUCUCCUUUUCUUCAUGACCUGUGUGACAAUCCGAUGAGUAACCUUUUGACUGGGGAUAACUUAAACAACAGUGCGUGUUACCGCGCUAGUGAUAGUAGUGCCGGAGUGCUGGACGAGGGAGUCAUCUUAAAGACACAACCCCAAAUGCACAACGGUAGCAAUGAUCCAACCACCACGUCCGAAGGAAAAGAAUUUGUCCUAAAAAAAAAAAUGAAAAAAGGAAAUUUGCAAAAGAAAAAUGUUGUCCUAGAUACUCUAAAAAAGAAAAAUACACGUAAUAAGAAGUUGAAGAGGUCUGUAAAUAGCACCAACGUGGAGACAACGCCACAGCACCAUGUAGACUAUAGCAACAAAAAUAACAAUUUCGUGGACCCAUGUAAUGAUGCAAGUGUAGAUGGAGCAAGUGCCCCAGAGGAAGGUACUUUUUAUGAUGAACAAUGUAAUGUGUCGAAUUAUGCGAAAAAAGAUUUUUUAAAAAAUAGCUUAUCGCCAAGUGGCAUUUCACCACAUAGCAUCUCUGGGCAACUGUCACUAAGCACAUCCUUAGACUCCGCUUCUCCUAGCAAGGUGUGGCAAAAUUGCUAUUACAAGAAGAAACCCUACAAUGAGGGGUCGCCUUAUAACGAAAAAUUUUACUACGAGUGCGCAGAGGAUUAUAAGUUUGGAAGUGUCAAGGGAAGUUACAACAAGAGGAACGAUAUGGGAAGUUCUGAGAACGACCGAAGUAGCAAUGGGAGGAGGUCUUCCAUUGACAGAAGAUGUAACGACGGGGGAGACACUCAAGUCGGAAGCAACAGCUGCGACAACGGUAGUGUGAUCGGAGGCAAAUUACACCCGCAGCAAUACCCCCAUUGCCUCGACUAUUACAAUGCCAAUUACAAACUCUACAACGUUAUCAACUUCAAUGAAAAAUUUAGUGUCCAUAGGAACACAUCCCCUAACCACUUCAGCACAAUCAAUUGCCUAAGUGACAAAUUUGGCUACCAUACCCGGGGUGGGGUCAUGCGAAGUGGAAAUAUUGAGGCAGAUUUUCUUUUAAAUAACUACGGCAUGGGUACACCUCCAACCCACUUUGGCAUGCCUGUCGCAUUGUACAACAACUGUAUUAGGGGAUCGGGCAUGUUCUAUGUGAACACCGAGAACGGAGUUAGCGCCGGCAGUAGUGGAAGUAACUGUAUUGGCAGCACCAAGCAACAGAAUAGUAUGCAUAACCAUGAUAACGGUGAAGCACGAAAUGAGUGCAUGGUUCAGGCUAACCAGAACUGUGAGGAAUACAUGAAUGAGUGCCAAAAGGGGAGAAAUGGAGAACAAGACCCAACUGAUGAUCGUAGCAGCAACAUCGAAACGCACUUGCGUUAUGAUAAUAAUAACGUCGCAGGGGAUUGUAACUUCCAUUUGGAAAAUGUCUACAGUGAGGAUGUUGUUCGAAACGGCUGUGGUGGAAAGGAAGCCUUCGAUCGGGGGUGCAGCUACGGAUCGGGCGACAUUAUGCAAACAGCCCAAACGAGCCAACUGAAUGGACAGGAACAGAGCAGCAACUUUUUGGACCAAAGCGGGAACCCGCUUUCUAUGACAAGCCAGGAUUUAUUGUCGAAGCAAAAAACAUACUCCAACAAUGGAGGCAAUAUACAAUGCACCGGCGGGAGUGACAACAAGAGCGUAGACGAUCCGCACGCGUAUACACCCCCGAGACACUCGUACUACCACGCCCAGAUGCAUAAGAAGAUCAACCCCAGCGUAAAAAAAAGUGACGAAAAGAGGACUAGUAAAAUGAACAAAAAUCAGAAUGACAAAUCGAGUGAUAGUAACAUCAGGAAGGUCAAAAAUGGAAGAAGACUCAGGAAUAAGAAAGACCAAAGUGGUGAUCACUGUGAAGGGUUUCAAACUACGCCAAGCAUAAACAUAGUAGAAUCGCAGAUUGCUCUUGAAUGUAGCACAAGCUGUGAAAAGAAAGCGGAAACCCAUUACAAUAAUACUCCUUACAAAGAGGAUAUCAUGUCGAUUCAUAAAAUCCCUAAUGAUCAUAUAGGAUUUCUCAACGUAGCCAUGAAUAGCAAUCAUGUUAGGGAGGCAAACAUUAACAAAUCACCGAGAGCAGCAUUUCCUAACUUGCACGCAACCGCUUUCAUACCAAAUGAACAGAUGUAUUUUCAUAUGUACAAUAACAGUGCUUUUCCGGUGCACCCUGAUGUAACCCUAAACAUUAUCAAUAAUCAUAAGGCCCUGAAUGAGGAUAAUAUCUACCGGAAGGAGGAACGGGUGGUGUAA
Molecule: messenger RNA, 5175 nt
Organism: Plasmodium fragile
Lineage: Eukaryota; Apicomplexa; Aconoidasida; Haemosporida; Plasmodiidae
Exons: 4
Coding region: 1-5175 (1724 amino acids)
Molecular function (GO): protein binding; zinc ion binding
Source: RefSeq, a predicted model, not a curated record